AUGAACAAUAUGAGAGAGCGCGAUUGCGAAGAUCUCCCGGAUUAUGUGUGCAAAUUUCGCCACGUAGCCACUCAAGUCCGAGAAAUGAGCGAGUUGGACCAAAUCAUGUACUUCCCACGUGGACUUACAGGUCGUACGCGGGAGGAGGUUCAGUACCGUCGCUGUACAACACUUUCCGAAGUUAUUACUGUGGCAUUGGACUUUGAUCGCUCUCAUCCUCAUCGUCGAUAUCGAUCGAACAAUUGUCCUGAGCCAAUGGACAUUUGCAACGUGCAGAUCCCGCCUAGAGACGAAUGUCGCCGCCGAAAUUUGUGCUUCAAGUGCGGUAGUCCGAAUCACCGAUCCGCACAGUGUAAUCAUCGCCAACCACGAAAUGAUAGAGGAAACAAUCGUUCAGGUCGAAGCUAUCGUCAGCAUGUAGAUCGUCAGCAUGUCAACAAUGUGGACAGCCAUGAGGACAAAGAGGACGCCCAAGAAUCCAUUGUUUACGAUCGUGUCACGAUCAAUGCCGUGGAGGUCAGACGGAAGUCUGAGGCAGAACCUAUUUACAUCGUAUCAAGCAGCGUUCAAUCGGACAUGCCAACGCAGAGUCGACUUCUAGUGCGUGAUGGUGUCAUUGGAGGCAACUCCGUCAAGAUUUUGAUCGACUCUGGUGCAUCAACAAAUCUAAUCAGACCCGGUCUGGCAUCGAAAGUUUUAAGCGAACAGAAGGUACAAGCGCGUCGUUUCGAUGGAACGUGGACAUCAAGUCAUCCCACGAAGAGAGUGGAAGACACCAUUUAUAUAGAAGGUAUGGAGUUUCCACGGAUGCAGUUCACGGAAUGGGACCUGCCGAAUACGCACGACUUAAUAUUUGGUCAACCAUGGUUCACCAAAAAAACUCCUGAACGAGAUGCCUCCGACGCGAUCAGUCAACUUCGAGUUGCAAAUGAAGCUGAUGCGAUUCCGAGCUCCCGUGCUCCCUUCCGUCUUUCGAAGGUUGAGCAGGACGCACUGCAACAAUUCGUUGAAGAGAAUAUACGAAAAGGAUGGAUAGAAGUAUCAAACUCUCCAUGGGUCUCAAAUAUCUUUAGGAUUCCAAAGAAAGAUCCUGCAACCGGAAAGUUUCCCAAACGCGCCGAAUGGCUCCGAAGCGGCAAUUCGAAGAUCCCCAUUCGAUGGGUAAUAGACUACCGCUAUGUUAAUAGCAUGUCCGUCGUGGCAAAAAUUCCUCUGCCAUUGAUCGAAGAACUAUUUGACCGCAUGGUUGGAUGCACGUAUUUUACGCUUCUCGAUCUCGCACAAGGGUACCAUCAAAUGGUAGUGUUACCGUCGAGUCGGCCCUACACGACUUCCAGGACCCACAAAGAAACGUAUCAAUGGUGUGUCGCACCGAUGGAUUUAUCAGGUAUGCCGGGAGUCUGGUCACGUCUUAUGCGAACUUUGUUCGAUAAGCUAGGACAAUUUGUUGUCGUGUAUCUCGACGACACCUGUAGCUUUUCCCGUACAAUGGAGGCUCAUCUCAUUCACGUUCGCGCAGUAUGCGACGUGUUGCGCAAGGAAAAGCUGUACGCUCGUCUCUCCAAAUGCGCUUUUGGUCGUCAGGAGAUCGCAUUUUUAGGACAUAUGGUUUCCAAAGAUGGUCUGCGCGUCGACCCAAGAAAAACCAAUACAAUCGCGACAUUCCGAGCGCCUACAUGUCGCAAAAAAUUGCUGAUUUUUUUGGGUCUAGCGGGAUAUUUACCGGCGAUUUAUCUGCAAUUUUGCACGGAUAUCGCGUCCUCUUCACGAUUUAACCAAGAAGGAUGCGCAAUGGACUUGGGGGGAGAAUCAACACAAGGCUUUUAA
Molecule: messenger RNA, 1827 nt
Organism: Peronospora farinosa
Lineage: Eukaryota; Oomycota; Peronosporomycetes; Peronosporales; Peronosporaceae
Source: the annotation of a GenBank genome assembly